UAAAAAGAAAACGCAUUUCAUUCUCAUUAAUUAAUUUCCUUGUCUCUGUCUUUCUCACUCCUCACGCAAAAUAUUCCUAAAAUCUGCCUCCCCCCAUUUUUAUAUACUCUCUGAUUCCAAGUUCUUCUCUACUUUCUCUCUCAUAAUCAACCACUCUUUCUCUCUCUUCUCUUCAAACUGUGUUUAAAGUUCCUGUCUUUUUUUGUUCAACUGCUUUAGACAUACCCACAAGAAAACUUACAGUCUUACACACCCCAUUCCCAUCAAAAACAUAAAAAAGUUGCUCUGUUUUUUUUCAAUUUUUGAAUUUGAUUGGAAACUGUUCUUGCAAACGUUUUGAUUAAAUCCCUUGAAUUAGCGAGGAAUAAUGACAUUGUGGUCUUUUUGAAGGAGUUUGUGAUGGAUCCAGAAAGUGGGCUUUCACAAAACCAACAAGUAAAGAAGAAGGAAUCAUGGAGGCAAGUUCUGAUCUUGGCUUAUCAAAGUUUAGGAGUAGUGUACGGAGAUUUAAGCACAUCCCCACUUUAUGUUUACAAGAGUGCAUUUGCGGAAGAUAUUCAGCAUUCUGAAUCAAAUGAAGAGAUUUUUGGGGUCUUGAGUUUUGUGUUCUGGACACUAACUAUUGUCCCUUUACUUAAAUAUGUGUUCAUAGUACUUAGAGCCGAUGAUAAUGGUGAAGGAGGGACAUUUGCUUUGUAUUCCUUACUGUGUCGACACGCCCGAGUCAACUCGCUCCCCAAUUGCCAAUUAGCAGAUGAGGAUUUGUCUGAGUACAAGAAAGAUGGGGUUGUUGUUCCUGCUCAAACAAGUUUUGGGUCAAGGCUUAAAUCCAUUUUGGAAAAGCAUAGAGUUUUGCAGAAGUUGUUGCUUAUCCUAGCUUUGAUUGGAGCUUGUAUGGUGAUUGGAGAUGGUGUCCUUACCCCGGCACUAUCUGUUUUUUCUGCGGUAUCUGGUUUGGAGCUCUCAAUGUCACAUGAGCAUCACAAAUAUGUAGAACUACCGGUUACAUGCGUUAUACUUAUUGGCUUGUUCGCACUCCAGCAUUAUGGGACACAUCGAGUGGGAUUCUUGUUUGCGCCAAUAGUUGUGACCUGGCUUUUCUGCAUCAGUACCAUCGGUUUAUAUAACAUUAUACACUGGAACCCACAUGUUUAUAAAGCACUCUCCCCGGUUUACAUGUACAAAUUUCUGAAGAAAACACAAACCGGUGGUUGGAUGUCUUUGGGUGGAAUUUUGUUGUGUAUAACAGGUUCAGAGGCGAUGUUUGCUGAUCUUGGCCACUUCUCACAAUCAUCAAUCAAGAUUGCCUUUAGUUUCGUGGUGUAUCCAUCGUUGAUUCUCGCUUACAUGGGACAAGCUGCCUAUCUUUCGAGACACCAUGUGAUUACAACUACUUAUCAAAUCGGAUUCUACGUUUCUGUGCCAGAAAAAUUAAGAUGGCCUGUACUUGGAAUAGCUAUUCUAGCUGCUGUAGUGGGAAGCCAAGCAAUAAUAACUGGCACCUUCUCCAUUAUUAAGCAAUGCCAGGCCCUGGGAUGCUUCCCGCGAGUAAAAAUUGUGCACACAUCUUCCAAGAUUCAUGGGCAAAUAUACAUCCCAGAGAUUAACUGGAUACUGAUGAUAUUAUGCUUGGCUGUCACUAUUGGUUUUAGAGACACAAAGCGUAUGGGCAAUGCCUCAGGUUUGGCUGUCAUAACAGUAAUGCUUGUGACAACAUGCCUAAUGUCACUCGUUAUUGUUAUUUGUUGGCGCAAAAGUGUUUUUGUAGCACUUGCUUUUGUACUUUUCUUUGGCGCCUUUGAAGCAUUAUACUUCUCCGCGUCCCUUAUCAAGUUUCUUGAAGGAGCCUGGGUUCCAAUUGCCCUUUCAUUAUUCUUCAUGCUUAUAAUGUAUGUUUGGCACUACGGCACCCUGAAGAAGUACGAGUUUGAUGUCCAAAACAAGGUCUCCAUCAAUUGGCUUCUUAGCUUAGGGCCGAGCUUGGGUAUAGUACGGGUCCGUGGUUUGGGUUUGAUCCACACUGAGCUUGUAUCCGGGAUCCCAGCAAUCUUCUCUCACUUUGUCACCAAUCUUCCUGCUUUUCACCAAGUCCUGGUUUUCCUGUGUGUUAAAUCGGUGCCUGUUCCACAUGUAAGGCCAGAAGAGAGAUUUCUCGUGGGUCACAUCGGGCCAAAAGAAUACCGGCUUUAUAGAUGUAUUGUGAGAUAUGGGUACCGUGAUUUUCACAAGGAUGACUUUGAGUUCGAGAAUGAUCUAGUGUGUAGCAUAGCGGAGUUCAUAAGAGGCGAAAGUAAUAAGAUGAACGGGUUGAAGGAUGAGUCAGACAAAGAUACCGAUGAAAAGAUGACCGUAGUUGGAAGUCCCUCUACGCAUGUGGAUGGAAUUAGGAUGCAUGAAGACGUGGAAGUGGAAGACAUACCGGAAACUUCAGAGAUGAAAGAGAUACGAUCUCCAUUAACCACUCCAAAGAAAAGGGUACGGUUUUUGUUGCCAGAAACACCAAAGAUGGAAGAUAAAACAAUGGAAGAACUACAAGAUCUAAUGGAAGCAAGAGAAGCAGGAAUAGCAUACAUAUUGGGGCAUUCGCAUGUAAGAGCAAAGCAAGGGUCGGGUUGGAUUAAGAAGCUUGCAAUAAAUAUAGGUUACGAUUUCUUGAGAAGAAACUGCAGAGCGCCUUCUUAUCCGCUUAGCGUUCCUCAUGCAUCGACUUUAGAGGUAGGAAUGAUCUGCCAUAUGUAGUUAUAAGUUUAUUGCAUGCGACAUGAUUUUGCAUAUACUUUGUAAAUGAUGUAAUUUUUGCUUUGUAUAUGGAGUGGUCACCUUGUUUUUGCACAA
Messenger RNA from Spinacia oleracea (spinach), 2835 nucleotides. Its product is annotated as potassium transporter 6. Lineage: Eukaryota; Viridiplantae; Streptophyta; Magnoliopsida; Caryophyllales; Amaranthaceae. Gene Ontology annotation, cellular component: membrane. Gene Ontology annotation, biological process: potassium ion transmembrane transport. Gene Ontology annotation, molecular function: potassium ion transmembrane transporter activity. The transcript is spliced from 8 exons. The record is from RefSeq and is a predicted model, not a curated record. The coding region runs from base 400 to 2739 and encodes 779 amino acids.